AUGGAGAGUGGUUGGGAGCCUGAGGUUGAGAUAUCACCAAAUUGUCCAAGGUGUGGUUCUUCCAACACCAAGUUUUGCUACUACAAUAACUAUAGCUUAACUCAACCGAGGUACUUUUGCAAGGGAUGUAGAAGGUAUUGGACCAAAGGUGGAUCCCUCCGCAAUGUUCCAAUUGGUGGUGGAUGCAGGAAAAAUAGAAGAGGUAACAAAACCUUACUAAGACAAUCCAUUGAUGGUUUCACUUUCAAAAAUUCACCUUCAGAUCAUAAUAACCAUGUGGGUCAUUCUUAUGAUCCUAGAGUGAGGACUUCUUCAUCUUCUAGCUCCUCCUCAGUGGUGAGUGAUGGACCAAAUAUUGAUCUUGCACUAGUUUAUGCAAAUUUUCUCAACCCAAAGCCUAAUUCUGAAGAAGGGCUUGUGAAUAAUCCAGAUCAAGUGCAAACAGCUUUUGAUCCUUGUCUAGAAAAUAAUUCAAGAAUAUCCAACACUGAGGUUGGCCCAAGUACAUUUCCUGAAGACCUUGGUCCUUCUGGGUGUUUGAAUCUGCCAAAGCAAGCAUCCAUAGAACCCCAUUUUAGUGAAAGUAGUAAAAACAGCAAUAACCAUAUGUGCUAUAGCGAGUUCAACUCUUUGCAGGCGCCUCAACAAGAUGGAAUUGAUCAAUGUAGUAGUCAUGGUAGAAUGAAUUUUGAGCUGCCACCAUUGCCAGGGGAAGAGGAAGCCCCACAUGAUCAUAUGAUGUGGUCCAAUUCUGAGGUAAUGAUGAAUCAUUCAUUUCAAGUCACACAACCACCACUUCUUGGACCUGAAGCUCAUGAUGCAGACUUGUUAAUUGGUAAUUGGAGCCCCUUUGAUUUGCCAAAGGAUGCUUCUUUUUCCGUGCCAUGA
Abrus precatorius (Indian licorice) is the source of this 888-nucleotide messenger RNA. Its product is annotated as dof zinc finger protein DOF3.5-like. The record is from RefSeq and is a predicted model, not a curated record. Gene Ontology annotation, biological process: regulation of DNA-templated transcription. The coding region runs from base 1 to 888 and encodes 295 amino acids. Gene Ontology annotation, molecular function: DNA binding; DNA-binding transcription factor activity. Lineage: Eukaryota; Viridiplantae; Streptophyta; Magnoliopsida; Fabales; Fabaceae. The transcript has a single exon.